UUUCCAUAAUUCAAGAGUUGGGAGAAGUAUUGUAGCGAAAGAUUUGAUUGAAGGGAAUAAAGUGUGUGUGUGUGUACUCUUUUACGUAGGAAAUGUUAAUGAAUUUUAUUGUACAAUUCAUGUUGUUAAGUUGAGGAGGCGUAGAAAUGUCGCGUUCAAAAUCCGAAAAGAUCGGAAACGGUGGUAAAUGUGAAUUAAGCGUUUGGACACGUGCGAUAACAGCGAACUCCGAAUGGCCGGAUAAAGAAGAAUUCCUCGACGUUAUAUAUUGGGCUAGACAAGCAAUUGGAAUUAUAGUCGGUAUAGGAUGGGGCCUUAUACCUUUGAAAGGUUUUAUAGCUCUAUUACUUUUUGUAUUAGUCAAUGCGGGUGUUACAUACCUGUACUUUAGCAACUUUCAACAAAUUGACGAAGAGGAAUUUGGCGGUGUAUGGGAGUUAACCAAGGAAGGUUUUAUGACUUCGUUUGCUGGUUUUUUGGUAACUUGGAUCAUUAUAUAUACAGGAUUGCAUUUUGACUGAUCAUUUUUAUCAUAUGCCAAUGGUGACUUGACUGACAAAAACGUACAUGCGUAUGAUAAUUUUUACAGAUCAAGUGCUUUAUACAUACUUGGAAAUUACAUUCUAAACAUUUUUGUGGAAAACAAUUACUUGCAUUUCAAAUGUGGAGCGUAUUUAAUAAACAUGAGAUGUAAUAUUCAAUUUGUAAAACGUUUACUUGCAUAAUUUGUUAUAUGUAGUUAAACACUGUUAUAUAAGAAA
Colletes gigas is the source of this 761-nucleotide messenger RNA. Its product is annotated as respirasome Complex Assembly Factor 1. NCBI's taxonomy places the organism in Eukaryota, Metazoa, Arthropoda, Insecta, Hymenoptera, Colletidae. The record is from RefSeq and is a predicted model, not a curated record. The transcript has 4 exons. The coding region runs from base 147 to 521 and encodes 124 amino acids. Gene Ontology annotation, biological process: mitochondrial respirasome assembly.